AGUAGCUGCAGCAGAAGCCGAGAGAGUCAGGGAAAAAGCGAAGGAAGUGGGGCGACCCUGAGGGGUUCCGGUGAAGUCGGAGCCAUCAUGACUACCCUCCAAGCCAGGAAGGAUCCUCUCCCCCGGGGUGUAUCUCCCACCCCUAGCAAGAUUCCCGUACGCUCUCAGAGACGCCCGCCUCUCCCCACAGUCAAGUCCUGCGCCGUGGACCAGGAGAACCAAGAUCCAAGGAGAUUGGUGCAGAAGCUCAAUGUUCAACGCCCCCUCGUUGACUCAGCAGGCCCCAGGCUGAAAGCCACACAUCAAACAGAGAAAUCAGAGAGAUUGGUGGGGAGCACUCAGCUCCGGAACCCCUUAGAGGAGCUCAGACCUAGCCCUGGGGGACAUAAUGUGGAGCCUGGGCCCCCUCCCCAGACAGAGGCUCCAGGGGCCACAGAGUUUGUGGCUGACCCUGAGGCCCUGGCCACCAUCCUGUCAGGUGAGGGGGUGAAGAGCUGUUACCUGGGGCGCCAGCCCAGUCUGGCUCAGAGAGUACUGGUUCGAGGGAGCCAGGGAGGCACCAUCCGGAGGGGCCAGCCUCUUUUGGGGUCCCAGGGUGCCCGGGCCUCUGCAUAUUUGGCCCCCAAAACUCCCACCCACCGACUGGACCCUGCCAGGGCUUCCUGCUUCUCGAGGCUGGAGGGACCAGGACCACGCUGCCGGACCUUGUACCCCCAGAGGCUAGAGGCUCUGAUCCCACCUUCAGGACCUUCCUUUUACCCCUCCGCUCGCCCCAGUUUGCAGGAGCUAAGAAGAGAGACAAGUGGAAGCAUCCGGACUUCAGUGAGCCAGGCCUCAGGAUUGCUCCUGGAGACCCCAGUCCAGCCUGCUUCCUCUUUCCCUGAAGGAGAACAUGAAGUUGUCACUCACUCAGAUGAAGGAGGAGGGGGUCCCCUCGGUCUGGCCCAGCGGGUACCAUUAAGAGAAACCCGAGAGAUAACCUACACCAGGGACAGCCGUGACUCCCACCUGAUGCCGUCCCCUGGCCGUGUGGCGCCACCUUCCAUCGCCCGUCCAUCACCCUUUGGACGGGCUCAGCGUGUCCCCUCUCCUGGCCUCUCAGCUCCGACCUCGUAUUCAGUGUUGCGGCGUCUCGCCAUUCGCCCCAAAGUCCAGUACACACCCAUCUCAUCGGCCCCCAGAGUUCAGCGGGCCCAGUGGUUGAGUGGCCUGUCCCCUCAGUCUUGCCCUGAAGAGCCUGCCCUGCCCUGGGAGCAGAUUGCAGUUCGGUUAUUUGACCAGGAGAGUUGUAUAAGGUUGCAGGAGGGGCCUGGGAAACUAUCUAUGGCAACUCCCUAUGGACCCCACCCCAGUAGAACCCCCAACCUCCAGGAGCUAAAGAUGCAGCGCAUCGGUAUCCUGCAGCAGCUUUUGCAACAGGAGGUAGAGGGGCUGGCAGGGGGCAAGGUUGCCCCCAUUAAUGGAGGCUCCUCUCUGGAUAUGGUUGAACUUCAGCCCCUGCUGGCUGAGAUUUCUAGAACUCUGAAUGCCCCAGAGCAUAAUUCUGGGACUUUCCACCUUCCUGGACUCUCACAGCACUCUGGGCUGCCGAAGCCCUGCCUUCCAGAGGAGGGUGAGGAACCACAGCCCUGCCCUGGAGCAGAGCCUGAGGUAGCUCAGCCCUGUCCUCCAGCAGAGCCAGGGCCCCCAGAGUCCUGCCAUAGGAGGGGGCCUGAGAUACCAGAGCCCUCUGCCCAGGAACAGCCUGAGGUAUCAGAGCCCUGCCCUCCAGUAGAGCCUGGACCCCUUCAGGCCUGCCCCCAGAGGCAGACUGGACUCCCAGAGCCCUCCCCUAGGGUAGAGCCUGGGGCAUCAGAGGCCUGCUCCCUGGAACCUAGAAAUCCAAAGCCCAGCCCACAGCCCUGCUGCCGUCAGGGGGCUCCAGAGACCACCAGCCUGAUCUUCUCCUCCCAACGCCCACUUUGUGCCAGCCCCCCUAUCCGCUCACUCCAGUCUCUGAGGCCCCCAACAGGCCAGGCAGGCCCCAGCAGUUUGGCCCCUCGAACCCUGGCCCUGAGGCAGCGCCUCAAAGCAUGUCUGACCGCCAUCCACUGCUUCCAUGAGGCCCGCCUGGAUGAUGAGUGUGCCUUCUACACCAGCCGAGCCCAUUCCUCAGGUCCCACCCGGGUCUGCACCAACCCUGUGGCCACAUUACUGGAAUGGCAGGACGCCCUGUGUUUUAUCCCAGUCAGUUCUGCUGCCCCUCAGGACUCUCCAUCAUGAGGCAUCCGCCUCCACCCACUCCUGCUCUGCCUUGCUCCUUCCUUUUAGCCCUUAUUUAUUGUCGGUCUACCCCACGGGACUGGGAGCAGACACCCUUUUGUCCUUCAAUAAAGUUUCUGAAGUGUCCAAAUGUCUGUUUCCUUCUGGUCCGAUCUAGGCCAGCUACUGCUGUCACUCUCCGAUUGCCCACUUGGUGGCAGUGUCCUCCAGCUUAGUAGCCAGCCCUGGGCUCUCAGGAUGCCCCAGGCCCCCUCACCUAGGAGCUGUCCUGAAGGGAGGAAGUCAUCCCGCUCAGCAAGCUCUAGGAGUGUGUUGAAGGGCAAAUAUGGGCCUUUGGGGACCUCCUCUUCUCCUUGCUCCUUGAGAUCAGUGCCACUUCCAGGAGCCAUCAGCUAUUCCCUCAUCCCCUAGAGCUCCUUUUCUAAGAACUCUCCCUAUAUCAGGUGGAAAGCAAAAGCACCAGACCCGUAUCUUUGGAAUCCUCCCUUGUUACUAUCACUCUGGUUGGUGUUUCCCUAUAGUGUAAGGCCCCAAAGCUCUCCUGAGGCUGAUACCCCUCCCUUUCCAUAUCAGGGUAGAAGCCCUGAGCUACUCUUCCAGGCAGGCCUUGGCAGAGAGUGAUGGUGAGGUGGGAGUCCUUGAGACUCCCUUGAGAGUCCUUGAGAAAAGGGGUCAGCCACUUUUCCCCAUGCUGUGCACCAAGUUAAGAGGCACACACAUUCUCCAACUUCACUUUAUUGGAAGAGGCAACAGCAGCUGUAGCCCCAGGGCCUAACCCGAAUGGGGGUGAAAUGGGGACUGUACAGAAUGAGUUUUAAAUACUAGGAAAGAAUUCAAUGGUUCCUCCAGUUCACAGGAAGGCUGCCAAGGCCGAAGCCUGGAGCCUGAAAAUAGAGAUGAGGGGAGGAGGGGAUGGCAAGAGAAAGUUGUCAUGACAGGACCAGCGCCUACCCCACCCUAACGUCUCCUCUCCUCGUGCCUAGAUGGGCUGCUUCUGUUUCUGUUCUCUACUUCCCAUGAUGCCAGGGCUUCCCUCCUGCUUUCAGUGGCUCUGAGCUCUAGCUAGUGAAACUGUUCCCCAGCUCCCGGCAGAAGAGAGCUACGAGCCCCGCCUUUCUACUACCAGGCUUUCACAGGCCGGCACAGGGAUGCCGUUGGUCCCUUCCCAAGCCACUCUGCUCCUCCUCCGGCCCGGCCUCCUCGACUCUCCAGCUGCUUAUACCCCAGAACACCAAGAGUCCACCCAUUAAGGCCGUCUCUGGGAGUGAGAGGGUCCGCCCCACCGCCAGGCUCUCAAAGGAUGGGGUGGCGCCUUGGGUGGGGCGG
Molecule: messenger RNA, 3588 nt
Organism: Diceros bicornis minor
Lineage: Eukaryota; Metazoa; Chordata; Mammalia; Perissodactyla; Rhinocerotidae
Gene: TROAP
Product: trophinin associated protein
Exons: 15
Coding region: 88-2262 (724 amino acids)
Source: RefSeq, a predicted model, not a curated record